CCUCGCUUGGCCGUUCUCACCGCCUACCAAAUGUGGCGUGUGCGUGCUUCAAUUCACUGGUUUGCGCCGUCCUUCGGUGAUGCCCCGCACGACCGCUGAUCUGCGGACCCUGUGGGGUUUGAAGGCACCGUUCGGACUUGCCAAGGGUCCGCCCGGCCCGAGCCUCACCCCAUCUCAUCUCCUCCGUGCAUCCAUCACAGAUUCACAGUAUGGACACGGCCAAUACAUCCGCCGACAACGGCGAAUGGGUUUUCCGACAAUUAAGCACAGCCGGCAAGCGGCUCUUCUGGAGGCUCAACGGCCCACUCGAGGGCGCUAUCGAGGUUGCACCGUCGGAAUACUACGAGCCGGGCGCCGUGAUGGAGCCGUAUUUCGGCCCGGACGGCUCUCUCCACCCCGUAUCGCAAGCGUCCCUUAUAGAGCCCCCGAUAUCGUCCGAUACUGUCCGCAUCCAGUGCAUCGACGAGCGGGAGCGGGUUUGGGUCGACCAGCACUCGCGCUGCCACGACGGCCCCCUUUACCAAGGGUACCCGAGACGUCUAGGGCCCCGCCCCGGCGACGAGAGCUUCGACCCGAAUAUCUUCGUACUGGAAUGCUGCGGGCAGAAGCGGCCCUGGUCCUACAACGUAUAUCUCCAAGUCGUAGCCCAAGGCGAAUUCCUUACCGUACACGAGUAUAUCUCGGCCGUGCACCCGUGGCUGAUGGCUAUGCGCGAUACCCUCCUGGAUGCCCGGGGCAAGAUGGAUUACCAGCCCAAGUGGCCGCCUGAGACUAAGCUGGCUGUCGUGAAUCUCGGACCGGGCCCGUUAUACGUUGAUCAUGAGGACAAGUGGGCCUGGUGGCACAAGAAGCCGCCCGUGCCCCGCCCUGCAAGUGAUCAACCCCGGCUUUCGGAUGAGGAGCGGCAACGUAGGAUUAUGGAGAGGGCGAUGGCAAGAUCUGCGGCAAUAAUACGCGCGCGAGAGGAAGCGGUACGAGUAGCCGAGAUGGAGAAAGAAAAGUAAACUGGGACGGUCUGCAAGGCCUGCCAACCUGCAUCCUCCAGACAGUGAAAAUCACCAGUUUCUC
This is a messenger RNA of Chaetomium fimeti, 1068 nucleotides long. RefSeq lists its product as uncharacterized. The coding region runs from base 210 to 1004 and encodes 264 amino acids. The record is from RefSeq and is a predicted model, not a curated record. The transcript has a single exon. Lineage: Eukaryota; Fungi; Ascomycota; Sordariomycetes; Sordariales; Chaetomiaceae.